Messenger RNA from Stylophora pistillata, 2720 nucleotides. RefSeq lists its product as uncharacterized. Gene Ontology annotation, biological process: transmembrane transport; carbohydrate transport. The record is from RefSeq and is a predicted model, not a curated record. Gene Ontology annotation, cellular component: plasma membrane. Gene Ontology annotation, molecular function: symporter activity. NCBI's taxonomy places the organism in Eukaryota, Metazoa, Cnidaria, Anthozoa, Scleractinia, Pocilloporidae.
GGAACAAACGAUUUGUAUUAGUGUAUUUGUCAAACAACCGCGCAACAAGAAACAAGUUUAAUUUGAAACUGCUGUCCAAAAUGCGGAGAAGAGAGAUGUUAUCUUGUGCUGUGGGAAACGUGUUUAACGACAUCGUCCGACAGUUGUUGAUAUCCUUCCAAAUCCUAUUUUUUAUGAAAGUAGUAGAGCUUUCAGCUUCGCAAGUAGGAGUAAUAAUACUCACAGGCCAAAUGUCAGAAGCAGUUUUUUCAAUGGUCAACGGUCUCCUCGGAGACCAAGUCAAUAUUCCUUUCAUUUCAAGGAAAAUCGGAAGGCGCAAAUCUUGGCACCUAAUGGCAACAUGCUUGAUGGCAAUCAGCAUUCCUCUUUUGUUGAAUCGUUGCCUUCUUUGUGAUGCCAGAGGGCAAACGUGGCUUCCAAUUCUUUAUUACAGCUUUUUAUCGGCAUUGAAAGGCUUCUCGUACAACAUGGUGGAGAUAAAUCAUCUAGCCUUCAUCACAGCUGUCGCUGAGAAUGUUGAGGAGGCGACAACGCUAAGCGCCAUGAGGACUGCGUUCACCUUCUUAAGUGGAGUUUACGUGUAUGUCCUCGCCUGGGUCCUUCUCGAACAAGACAGUGCAGAUAGUCUGGGACCUAAAGACUACAAUGUGUUUGCGAAAAUAUCUUGGAUUGCAACAGGGACUGGUCUCUUCUUUGCAGCAAUUUUUUACACCGGCCCAAAGGAGCCACAGAAACGUUUAAGAAAACGUAACGCGCAUUUGGAUUUAACGAAUGUUCCUGGAGUGUUCUCUCCAUUGUCUGGAGGCGUUCAAAACUCUAGAAAGACCAGUCUUUCCCAUUUAUUUGUUGACAAGAUCAUGACGUCGUCGAGUUUCGAACCAAUUGAGCACGAGGGAAGUAACGUAACUCCAAACCGUCCAUCACACGACAGAAGAAGAACUGUGAUGCAAAGGUUUUUGCAUGCCCUUCUCUGUGAAGGUGAAAGCAACACUGGCCAAAAUCAGUUGGAACAUCACGAUACUGCCAAAACAAUUGAGAUUUCACGAGACCUCGACAUAGUUACGUGUUUGGCCGCGAGAGUAAAACUAGAUCCAGAUGAUGGGAACCUGUCUAAACUGGAGAACGACCGUUCCAAAGUAUCUGAUCAUGUAGACCAAAGUACGUCAAAUAGUGUAAAUGAAAAUGGAAAUCACGAAGAAGCGUUGGAGGAUUUAGAAAUUGACGAUGCAGAAAACGGCCAUGCAGAUGAGGAUCAAGGAGUUUAUCAAGAGGACCAGACUAGAGAGAUCGCAAAAAAUUCCGUUUUGGACAAGCCCAAGGUUGGAAGACAUGGAGUCGUUUCAGUACCAGAUGAGAACAAAUAUAAAUUUCUUAAUUUGGCUUUUGACGAUGAUAAACGCGAGGUAAAAGCUGACAGCGGCAUAAGCGAUACGUCAGCGGGACAUUCCAGAAUGAAGAAAAAUUGUGUGGCUUUCAAGUUACUCGAAUCUCCUUUAGUGAAUGAAAAACAGCUGGAAUUGAACUCUCAUGAGUCGAACAAGACGCAGAAUACUUUUUCGUUUCAAAGAAGUCAAGAUCAUCUUGAGACAUCUGAAACAGAAAAUAGAGGAUUUGAACCACGCGAAGAAAUCAAAUUGAAUAUAGAAGAGUAUGGCGAAGUGCCUGAUCUUUCUUUUCCCUGCAAGACUCAAUAUGAGAGUAGAAGUCCAAAGGCACUUAAAGAUUGGUUAAAAGAUGCAAAUUUAUACAAGGUGGCCGCUAUCUUCACGUUCUCUCGUCUAGCUCAAGGGCCCGUUUACGCUUAUCUGGCGCUCUAUCUCAUCGAAAAAUUACAUUUCCCGAAGGAAGCGAGUGCCUAUUUUCCUCUUGUUCUCCUAAUGAGUGCGUCGUCUUCAAGCUUCAUUUGUGGCAAACUAAACAGGAAGAUAGGAAACAAGUGGAACUACGUAUUGGCGGGUACUUUUGUGAUGGCCGGUACUGUUUGGAUUUAUUUUCAAACUCCGCCCACCCGUCAAUUAACAUAUGGACCAGUGGCAAUGAUAGGAAGUGGUCUGUCCGUUAUGUACGUCAUGGCACUGGCUUUCAUCGCUAAACUGCUUGGCGAGGAUAAGGAAAGAAGCGGAUCGGUGAUUUCCAUCAUCAAUGUGUUCGGUUCUGUGUCAAUGGGUUCCCUUUCUUUUCUUCUUCAGCUAUUGUACCCAGAUAAAAGAACCAGCUCAAAAGAGGAGAUUGGCAAUUAUGUCAAAGAUGCCUUUGCGGUGACCUGUGGUAUAAUGACUUUGAUGGGAGUCCUGGUGGUUUUGCUUUUCCAGCCUUCAAAAUUUACCUGCAAAUCCAAAGCUCGAAUACAUGUUGAGGCCGCUGCAGAUCAGUGCGUUUCACAGCAAAACACGUCAAAGCCGAGCGUUAACCCGGAUAAAACCCAGAAUUCCGUACUGGCUGCAAUGUCUUCUUGCACUUAUGACACAAGACUGUAAAAACAUUUCGCUGUAAUCAUUACGUGCAAAUAGCAUAUUGUUUUAAACUUUCUAUACAUAUCACUGAGAGAUGGAUAUUGCAACUUUCGCCUACCCAACCUAGUUCACUUGGCUAGUGGCUCAAGUGGUCGUCGGAGAAGUUUCAAGUUCUAAAACCAAUCUUCUUUGACAAGGUUUACACUAGUACUAGAGGAAAUUGUUCCGGAUUCAUGAUGAAUCCGAAACGUUUUAGUACCGGAUUGA